AUGGCAGAAAAGCGAAAACGAGACUUUAGUAAGUCUGAUCCAGUAGAUUCUGGUUUAAUUGAUGAACUGGGAGAUCGGUUAAGUCUGAUUGCUGAAGAUGAAAAAAAGGGCGUAAGCUCUGCAUUGAACGUUGAAAACUUAGCUACAUUUGCCAAUAAACAUUCGAGCCAAAUUCUCCAAGCAUGGUCGUACUAUUCACAGACCAACAACCAUGCAAAACUGAUAUUUGCAACCGGGAAACUGGGUUGGUUUCUGGCUAUUUGUGGUCAAAACCUGCAGACGUUACAGAAACAGGGUGCUAUAGUCAUUCGAGAGAUAGUUGAGCAUCACUUAAAAAUAAUUUACAGAUGUCUCUUCUCAAACCGCCCAACUAUGACAAAUCCCGCAUUGAGGAUUCUAUCCGAAAUUGCUAAGUUCAAUAACGGUAUUUAUACUGGAGAUUUGUUUUCUUCGCUGGAUUUGUCCCUUAAAGCAUUUCCUAAAAUUCUAGCAUCAACGGCCGACGAAUCUUCAACUACAAAACAAUCUUCUAUGAGGACAGCAUUAUUAAACUUUUAUUUAUCAUUUAUUAAAAACGGAUCUGCCAUUAUACGAAAAGAUCUGAUAUCUCAGAAAAAAAUUGUAGCUGGUUGGAUGAAAAGAAUCACACAGGAUCCAGACCAUCUGGUGAUUUCUACUUUAGACGUGUUCAAAAACCAAAUUUUAUUUGAAUCCGCCUUUACCAAGUCAACGAAAUUAAGUUUUUUCAAUGACUGGGUGCUCAGCAACUUGGUAAAGCUUUUUUCAAGAUCAGAUGAGGUUGUUACCGAAUUAUCAAAAUUCUUGGAAUUAUUGGCUACUGACUCGGCCAACGGCAUCCGAUUCCCUGAUAAUGGAUGGUAUCCACCUACUAGCAAAACUCAGUCUAAGCGUGAUAGUUCUGCCAGUGCGCAGAAUGUUAAUGAAGAUUCUAUAAACAACAGGUUGUUGCUGUCUCUGCUGAAGUCACUCAAGCCAUGGGAAGAUGUUUGGCAGCAGGAUCUUUCAAUAUCCAUUCUAAGAUCUUCACCCGAAUUACUGAUGCCAUAUGUAACAAGUGGAUUGGAACCUAUUUCCUUUGCUCCUCGCUUGUCUUCGUUUUGGGUAUCUUAUGCGAACUUUUUGUCUCGAGUGAUUCAACUUCCCAUUCCUCAGCUACAAUCACUACAACCUCCUGCAACAUCCGUAGUAGUCGAGAGUAUCUUACCUCUUGCGGUAUGCAAGUCGGGAUCUCUACUAAAAUGCCUCACUCAUGAAGUGCAACUUGUGAGAUACCUGGGCUGUCAAAUAAUGGUAUUAUGCUUAAAAAAGCUUAUGACUGUAUCUACGGAGUAUUCCCGCCGAGGCUGGGACUUGUCGGAUGUUGUGUAUACUAUAAGCGAUCGUCUCCCUGAUUUACAAGCUAUUGUAUCAUGUUUGAACACCAAAUCAGCCUCAGGAGAGGUUAAUGAUCUUCUCAACACCGUUAUAACUGUAUUGCUAUCGCUCUACGGCACUGUUUUCCCCGAUGUAAUAUCGACCUUUUCAUUGCCAUCGAGUCUAACUAAUAAUUGGCAGCAUACUGUCGAUAGUAGCAAGUUGGAUGGAUUGAAAUUAGUUCAGGUUCGAGGGUCUUUGCAACUUCAAAUCUCUUCGAGUGCUGUUGGCAAAUGGUGGAACAAAUCACAGGGGUCGAGCUAUUCAAUAUUUACCAGACUGGUUCAAUUGGGGGCAUCCGAUAGUACAUUCACUGACCAGGUUUGUCAAAUUCUUCUAGGUUUAACGAAUCCUACCCUUUUAUUUCAGGAUGAGACACUAGUCCCCCCUAUCGAGGUUUUGAUAAGAUCCAUUAUGCAAUCUUUUGAAAACUUCUCUAAAGAUGAACGAGAAAAGAUUUGGACGUUAAUUGAUGAAUCGGUUGCUAGGUGUAUGAGAUCACCAUACAAAUAUGUUGAUGAAUUUGCAGCAGUAAGAGCGGAUAAUACUGAAGUAAUGAGCCCCCUGAUAGUGACAAUGGUAGAACAAUGGAAAUAUGUUAAAUCACCUGAAGCCAGUGUAGAAAGAUGGUUUGUCCGUUUCAUUAGGGACUGCUGUGUCUGCGGUGAGAGUUGGACUGCAGCUUAUAAGUUUAUCAGCGAAAAAGCUGGUUUAAAAGAACAAGUAUUUCUUCAAGAGCAAAGUUUUCAGAUGUGGAAAGAGAGACUGAAGUUAGACGAACCAUUUGAUUUCAUAUUAUCUGCUGACGCCAAGGAUAUCAUUAGCCGUUCGGAUCUCCAGUUCAAGAUACAUGGUGUAUAUGAGCUUCAAGCUCUUAAGUUCCGGCUUGUCCAUGACCACGAAAACGAACGCAUGGCCUCUCAUCUGUUAUCAAGUAUUCCAUUAUCUCUAGCUCCGUAUGUCGCCAAGAAGCUCUUUUUCAAAGAACUGAUAGAGGCGAGAUCGGUCUUCUUAGUGAAGAAGUAUUUCAUCACUUUGGGACUCUUCUCUUCUCAAGAACAAGAUAUGGAUCUUUCAGAGAUUAAAUCUUACGUGUCUAAAAAUCUUUCAAGUGCCACAAUAGAUAGACUGGCACAUGGAAUUUGGCUUUUAGAUUCAUCUGAUGUUAUGGCUUUGCUAGACAGUCCUGAUGUCUCAUCCAGUUUUUGCAAGCUUUGCAUUGAUCGUCUGACCGAACUUAAACAGGCCAUGGAACUAGGCAUUCUGAAUCGUUUAAUAUCUGGACAAUUGAUUGAUGUGGCUUUGGCCGAAUCACUUGCUGCUAAUUUCAGGGCCAAACCACCUAGUCUAACGACCGACCUUGAUAAUUUGCUUGAAACAUUAUUUGAGAAUGGUUAUUACAAAGUCGUGUCCUCGAUUAUCCAGUCCACUAAGUACUUGCCUUCUUUUAUAAGAGAGGUUGCGGAAGCUUCAGAUGAUUCUUUGAUUGAGAUAGCUAACACUGUCGCUGAACUUGGAAAUACAAAAGAACCAUCUUAUACCAGGCUAUUCAAUUCUGCAUCUUUGGCUGCCUUGGCUGAGAUCAAGAAAGGUGACAGUAAGAAUGUGCAUUCUUCUCUCAGUCUACUGGCCCAUACUGUAGAUAUUUUAUCGGACGAGCAAUUGGAUGAGAUAGCAGCGUAUUUUGAUGGUGUGUCGGGUUCUGUUACUCUAUCUUCGGCAAUUGUCAGCCUAGCUGGAAGCUUAUACGAUUAUAAACCAGACGGACUGAAAUUGUGGCUACAAAAGUGCAUUGUCUGGUUAACAAAGCGACUAUCUGAAGACAGUAUUAUCACAGACGGAUUAAGGUCAUUUUUGUUAUCAUUUGGUAAGUGCAAUCAUCACUUAUAA
This is a messenger RNA of Sugiyamaella lignohabitans, 3324 nucleotides long. RefSeq names its product Urb1p (gene URB1). Lineage: Eukaryota; Fungi; Ascomycota; Dipodascomycetes; Dipodascales; Trichomonascaceae. Bases 1 to 3324 code for a protein of 1107 amino acids. The transcript has a single exon. Gene Ontology annotation, cellular component: nucleolus. Gene Ontology annotation, biological process: maturation of 5.8S rRNA from tricistronic rRNA transcript (SSU-rRNA, 5.8S rRNA, LSU-rRNA); maturation of LSU-rRNA from tricistronic rRNA transcript (SSU-rRNA, 5.8S rRNA, LSU-rRNA). The record is from RefSeq and is a predicted model, not a curated record.